AUGGGUAGGCAAAUAGGUGAUUCUUCCACCAUGGUGAACUCCUCCAUAGCUCUUCUCCAAGAAAGGUUCAAGGAACUUCAAAGAGUGAAGGAGAAAAGACAAGAGAAGGAGCUUCUCAAGCUGUUCUCCGAGUCCUCUGAAAGGAAUACCACUCCUUCUACACCGUCCGGCUCGUCGUCGCCUUCCUCCUCCUCCUCCUCUAGGCCGUUGGCGCCUGCCUUUUCCAACCGUAGACCAACAGCUUCACCGCCGGCAGCUCCUCCAUCACUCCUUUCUCUGGGCCUCCACUCCUCGUACGAUCAUCAGUCUUUGAGGAACAACCAAGCAAGCUUUUGGUCGGGUGGAACAUCAUCUUCAUCGUCACAAAGAAGUACUGCUUUCGAGCAUUCGGAUGUCGAUACAUCUCUUCACCUUUGA
Messenger RNA from Linum tenue, 417 nucleotides. The record is from the annotation of a GenBank genome assembly. NCBI's taxonomy places the organism in Eukaryota, Viridiplantae, Streptophyta, Magnoliopsida, Malpighiales, Linaceae.